AUGAGCGAUGACACUAUCAUUGCCCACACCGAAGAGAUGGUAGAGGAGGCUAACGUCAUCGGUCUCAUCACUAGCUACAAUUCUCUCCUUGAGCAACGCCAAGACAAGAAUGUCUUGAGAUUUGUAACUGAAAAAGUUUUUAUCCAAAACCUCGAGCACCAUUUUCGCAAUAUGACGGCGGCGAGUAUGACGGACAAGGAGGAGGCGGCCAUUGAGGCAGAUCUGGGCACGCAUGUCGCUAUAUAUCUCUUCUACACUGGGUCCAACCAGUGCAACAACUGCGAACGUGCGCUAAACGCAUAUGACUUUUACUUUUCGGGCAAAAAAGUGCACGGCAAGGCCUUCAAAUCAAUCAUCAUUGAUGCGCCGCAUAAACUUCAGCUGCGCGGCUUCAACUCGAAGGCAACCGUGAAUGUUAUGCAGUGA
Aspergillus terreus NIH2624 is the source of this 426-nucleotide messenger RNA. RefSeq lists its product as uncharacterized. The record is from RefSeq and is a predicted model, not a curated record. The transcript is spliced from 2 exons. NCBI's taxonomy places the organism in Eukaryota, Fungi, Ascomycota, Eurotiomycetes, Eurotiales, Aspergillaceae. The coding region runs from base 1 to 426 and encodes 141 amino acids.